Drosophila suzukii is the source of this 782-nucleotide messenger RNA. Its product is annotated as transmembrane protein 256 homolog. The record is from RefSeq and is a predicted model, not a curated record. Gene Ontology annotation, cellular component: membrane. NCBI's taxonomy places the organism in Eukaryota, Metazoa, Arthropoda, Insecta, Diptera, Drosophilidae.
AUUGUAAACAUCGACUAGAGCCGCCAGUCCGGCAACGCCCGGGCAUUUUACGUCAAAAUUGUUAGUAGACGCAGCUGAUUUCCCAGCGCCAAACAAAGUUUGAGCAAAAGUACACAAUGUCAGUCGCCGACACCAUUGAAUACGUGACCCUGGGCAAUCCUGUCAGCAAAAUGGUGGCUUCGUCCGCAUCAGCACUGCUCCGCACCCUGGGCUUGCGUCCCAAGAAGGUAACAGUGCAGGACACGAAUAUGAGUUUGGUUCCAUCCGCCCAAAGCUACGGACAUUCCCAUGGCUCGCUAUAUUCCCUGGCCGGCAGCCACUACCACUUCGUGCGGCUGGCCGGGAUCGGCGGGGCGUCGGCCAUCUUUAUGGGAGCCUACUGCAAGUACGUCCUGAAGGACGUGAGCGAUCCCAAGGAGCAGGUGGACUCGCAGGCAUUCGCCGAUGUGGCCAACCGCAUCCACUUCCUGCACUCCUUCGCCAUGAUGGCUAUGCCUCUGGCUCACUAUCCUGUCAUCACUGGGACUCUGAUGAUUACGGGCACGAUGCUAUUCAGCGGAUGCAUGUACUACCGCGCUCUGACUGGCGAAAAGAAGCUGCAGCCAUAUGCGACCGUUGGAGGAUUCUGCCUGAUGGCCGCGUGGCUGUCGCUGGUCCUGUAGGAUGCGCGGAUGGGAGGCUACUUAUAUAUCUAUAUCUUAUAUAGCACUUACUGAACAGUUAUGUAGUCAGAGAGGCAACUAAAGCUAAGCCAAGUUUAACAUACAACAUCAGCUAAAAAU